GCCGUUUUCAAGUUGCAAACGGACUGAUUGCCCGCCUCCCGCUGUCGCUUGGUUGCAAGAUGUUUUUUCGUGUCUAUCGUUUCCGAAAUGUAAUCAGAAGUGCGCGUCAGUUUAAAACUUCUGCUCAUUUUAAUACCGAUCUAACUCUGACGUUUGCAUCCGCUGGACAAGUGUUCUAUAAUAAGGUGGCUGUUCGUCAAGUCGACGUUCCAACCCUUUCUGGGCGCAUCGGUGUUUUGGCUGAGCACGUUCCAACCAUUGCAUGCCUUAGCCCCGGGGUGGUGUCAGUCACUGAGAAUGAUGGUAAGACCAAUGAUUUCUUUGUGAGCAGUGGGACAGUCACAGUGAACAGUGAUUCGUCUAUUCAAAUUAUCACUGAGGAGGCUGCAGCUCUGGACGAUUUCGAUGCCCGUGCUGUCUCUGAAGGCUUUCAUCGGACUCAGUCUGAACUGUCCACCGCACAGACGGACUUGGCCAGAGCAGAGCUGCAGAUUGCCCUGGAAGCAUACGAACAGUUGAAUCAAGCUGUCCUUUCACGAAGUCGCUGAUGACUAGUUUACCCGGCAUUAAUGCUUUCCUAGCUCAUAUUGGAUAAUACAUGCCAAUUUUAUUGA
Molecule: messenger RNA, 614 nt
Organism: Dicrocoelium dendriticum
Lineage: Eukaryota; Metazoa; Platyhelminthes; Trematoda; Plagiorchiida; Dicrocoeliidae
Source: the annotation of a GenBank genome assembly